Molecule: messenger RNA, 597 nt
Organism: Cinara cedri
Lineage: Eukaryota; Metazoa; Arthropoda; Insecta; Hemiptera; Aphididae
Source: the annotation of a GenBank genome assembly
AUGUACUCUGAUAUAAAAUCAUUUACGGUGAAAUUAAAAUUGUUUUACAAGCAUGUUGAUGAAAAAAAGUUAGAUCAUUUUGUUUGUUGUAAAAAAGCCAUGGAAACAUUUCAACAAUGUAACUGGGAAGAAGUUAAAGUAAAAUUUAUGAGUAUCAUUGAAAAGUUACAAAAUGAAUUUUCAACCAGAUUUUCUGAUUUUUAUUCAAUUGACUUCAAAAUUAAAUUAUUUCAGAACCCGUUUAUAGUUGAUACUAAUGACGUUGAAAGCUGUUUACAAAUGGAAAUUAUUGAGUUGCAAAGUGACGAAUGUCUUAAAACCGCUUUUCGUGAUUGUCAUAACUUAAUUCAGUUUUAUUCGAGUCUCUGUGAAACAAAAUUUAGCAAAAUAAAAUAUUUUGCUAAAAAAAUGUUGACCAUAUUUGGGAGCACUUAUAUUUGUGAACAAACUUUUUCACUAAUGAAAUAUCGGAAAAGCAAAUAUGCUUCGCGAUUAACCGAUGGUCACUUAAACGCUGUAUUGAGAAUUUCUACAUCAAAAAUAAAACCUGCUAUCAAUAAACUUGUUGAUACUAUUCAAACUCAAAAAUCACAUUAA